GUAGGUGAAACACAGAGAGCCUAGCCGUGUGUAUGGUGUACGUAUUCUUGGGGGACUUGGCAUUGCUUGGUGCCUGUUUCAAGUGGAACUAAAAACGAAAGGCAUCACGGUACAAUCUUAUCGUAAAAAUUGACUCGUUCAAAGCUGAAUGCUAUCUCUUGCCGUUCCUACUUUCUCCAGCCUGGUGGUACAGAGGCUUUCACAUUGUUUAGCCUGUGCGGGCUGGCUUACUGGAAGGAGUUGAGUGUCUCGCAACCGCUGGUGGUCCAGAGUCGGAGUUAGACCGCUGACAGCGUGACUGGAAAGCUGCUGGCAGUGCUCAGGUGUAGCAGUGGCGCGCGUGGUCAGAGGUCAUCAGUGUGGUAUGUGAAUCAUGGCGAGUGAAGACAGGAGCACAUUCCAUGUGGACUUGAAUGAUUGCAAGAAAGGCCUGGGAAUCCGUAUUGUUGGUGGUACUGGUGUGACUGAAGAACUGGACUGUGGCAUAUUUGUCAAGGAGUUAGUCCAAGGUCGCCUUGCCAGCCGCGAAGGUACAUUACGAAGAGGAGAUCAGCUGUUAUCAGCUAAUGAUGAAAGCCUGGAAGGCAUCACAUGUGACAGGGCCGUCUCUCUGCUGAAAGAAUGUGCCAAAUCCAACAGAGUGCUUCUGGUCGUCGCACGUGAUGACGAAUCAAGGGUAAGCUUCCACGCCUUGACGGGCGAGAUGAGAAAGAAAGCCAAAAUGAGUCGUCGAACUAGUGCCCCGGCACUGAGUCCCACAGCGUCCUCACAGAGCCUCUCUGCGUCUGCGUCUGCAUCAGAGCUAGGUGAAUCACCGUUGAAAAGAUUGCAAGCAGACUCCUCCAUGCUAUCCUCGGCUGGUGCUUCCCCUUCUAUUGCCACCAUUUCUUCCAGUGCUAGUUCACACCGCUUGAUGGAGAACCUGGCUCCGCAAGAGGCACGUCCCCCUAGUACCAGUCCACCACCGUUACCAGCAAGCUCACCACCAGGAGAUGGUGGCACUCCGUCGCAAGAGACUGCUAAGGAUCUGCAGUUGGAUAUGGAGGCUGAAGCGAAUGUUGGUACAACUGGCGCAGGCGGAGAUGAUCUUUCCCCGUCACCGUCUUCACAGUCUCAAACAUCAGAACAUCUGGAUAUUGAGCAUGUCACUAUUGGUAUUGUGUCUGGACUUGGCAUCAGCGUGAGCGGUGGUAUCAAUAGACCCGAGGGACCCAAUAUCUACAUUGACAACAUUAUAGAGGGUGGUGAUGUUGCUAAGGACGGGAGACUGAAUGUGGGUGAUCAGGUCCUCUCAAUCAACGGUGAUGCAAUGAUUGGAGUGACCUUGGAGAAAGCCAUGUCUGUGCUCACGCGUCUCAAGCUUCGGAAAUCCAUCAAGUCAGUCCGCUUUGCCUAUGUCCGUGGCAAGCCAAGGAGUAGUAGUGGAAUGGCAGAUCGCACUAGCACAGCAUCGGCGGCCGGUGAUGAGGAUCAUACCACUGCCACCACCGCCACCACCAGCACAGAUUCUAUACUGGUGGGAGACUUGCCCACGCAGGAUGAAACACCACUCUCCACUGCCUCAUCUCAUGCAGCUGUUGUUGAAAACUACCGGCCAACAUUCCUGGAUAGUGAAAGGACUGGGGAGAUUCCAACCGGCACCACAGCUGGACCCAGUGCUGCCAAUGUGCGGGAUUUCCAUGAUGGUCUACAAGAAAGUGGUGUGACAGAUCAAGACGAUGUACAUAUCAUGCCAAGGAGAACUGGCAAGCCUACAGCAGCAGCUCCGGCACAGACUCAGUCAGGGUCCGGGUUGGCAGCAAUAGACGAGGCAGCAAGGCCAACUCCAUCACCGCGCACAGCAACGCCUGGUCGUGAUGGACGCUCACAGCCGCUGCCAGUGUAUGCAACAACUCAAAGUCGGGGCUCACACCAGAAUGAUUCUGUAUCUACACCUAUCAACCCUGGUAACCGAUCUGGUUCAUCAUCGGCGUCCUCAAUCUUCAGCCCAGCUCGUCAAGGUAUGAACAUUGAUCCGUCGGCUAAGCUAAGCGUGGACAAGCUUGGAAUGGCCCUGGAUUUCCUUGGAUUCCGGCCAACGCAGGAACAGCGCGAUGAGCUUUUCAGCCGUGUAAACAUUGGCGAUGAUGGCUCAGUACAGUUUGCAGAGUUUGUGGCUGUGGCCCGUGACAUCUUCAAGUUCCAGAUGGAUGACAGAGCAAUGAGCCCAAGCUCGUGGUAUUUUGCUUCAACUAAAGUUCGUGACAUGGACCAGCCCUCGUCACUCUCCAUGCCCUCAAGUUCUGAUCCAUUCCACCAUACUGAAGACCUACCACAGUAUCAAGAGAGAGGAGAACCUAACUUGGGACAGUCUAUAUCCAGUCACAUCCGAACCUCAUCAUCACCAUCGCCGCCACACUCCGGUGAUGCCGAACUAAACAUGCAGCGGCAGCUAGAGUUGCUACGGCAACGGCAACAAGAGGCACUGCGCUUGGCAGAGGAAAGAAGAGCAAUGGACAAGUUGAAAAUGGACGAGAAGCUUCGUCAACAAAGACAAUUGCAGGAUGAGAAAAUGCAGUCACGGUUCCGCGAUGCCGAGGAGGGAGUGCUGAAAGCUGAGCUUCAAGCCCAGCAGGCAAAGGCUGCUUUGGAGAGGUUGAGAGAGCCCUCACCUAGGGAAGAAUCACCUCAACCAUCACAACCAGUGUAUGCUGUACCAAUGAAAUCCCGCAGAACUACUGAAGUGCAAUUCCAAUCAGACGGCAGUAGAUCAGAUUCUGUUGCAGUGGAAGAGCUAGAGUCCUGCCGGCGACAGAUUCAGAUUUUGCUGCAAGAGAAAGAAGCUCUAAGUGAGGAGUUGAAGAAUACCUCUACACAGUGCAAUGGACUUCGAAGUCAAGUUCACUUGGCCACACAGGCUAAGGAAGCGGCUAGAAUGCAAGACCUGAAUUCCCAAGCGGCAAUUCGCCAGUUAAAGAGUGAAGUUUCCAGCCUUCACAGUCAGCUUGCUCCAUCAAAGGGAGCAACUGAGGAGCUACAGAAGAGAGUGGUCAUACUCGAUUGCCAACUAAGGAAGAUGGAACAAGGGUCCCACACUCGUGAUGAAGCGGUGCAGAGAUUGCUUGGAUUUGCAGAGAGAGUUCAUGAGACACUUUCAGCUGCCGAAAAUGAACCAACAAUCGACACCACCAAAAAAAGCCGAUCCCUGAUCCCGUUCAAAGGAAGUUCUGUUGUGAAUAACAGGAACAGUCCUGGCAAAUCCAAGCAGCCACCUGCUUACCUGGCCAAACACUCUUCACAGCACAAUCAGCAACUCUAUGCAUCACUUUCUGAAGAGGCCAAGAAGACUGUCAGUGCUGUACGCAUACUACUGGAGGAUGAGCCACUUCCAUUUGGCUGGGAGGAAGCCUAUACACCGGAUGGACAACGCUACUACAUGAACCACCAAACACAGGUUACCAGUUGGCUUCAUCCUCGCUCUCACAUCAACCAUAGCAAUGUUUUACCACCUCCGGACUCGUCAUCGGGCAGGACCUAGUCCCUUCACACCUUGUCGGCACUCUAGAAUUGAUCACAAUUUAUGCUGUGAUUUAUUGCGGGAUGGCAAUGUUUUAGAAUACAGUUUUUUGCAAUUUUCCUUGAAAUUUUUUUAAGUACACGAACUACCCUCAUAAUUUUCUUCAUGCAACUUGCCAUGCAUCACCAUUGUAAUCCUGACUGGAAAAAUGAGUAUUUUCUGCCCCUCCUCCCUCCCCACCAACAUUAUUGGUCGCUUAUCGUGACCAUCAAUUCCGAGCUUGUCAUGUUAUUGUUAGAAUGAUGUACGUGGCAUAUCUGAUAAAUGAUAGUAAUAUGCGAUGA
This is a messenger RNA of Sycon ciliatum, 3840 nucleotides long. RefSeq names its product protein scribble homolog. The record is from RefSeq and is a predicted model, not a curated record. Gene Ontology annotation, molecular function: protein binding. The transcript has 23 exons. NCBI's taxonomy places the organism in Eukaryota, Metazoa, Porifera, Calcarea, Leucosolenida, Sycettidae. Bases 374 to 3517 code for a protein of 1047 amino acids.